Messenger RNA from Aspergillus fijiensis CBS 313.89, 1505 nucleotides. RefSeq lists its product as uncharacterized. Gene Ontology annotation, molecular function: oxidoreductase activity, acting on the CH-CH group of donors. Lineage: Eukaryota; Fungi; Ascomycota; Eurotiomycetes; Eurotiales; Aspergillaceae. Bases 233 to 1030 code for a protein of 265 amino acids. Gene Ontology annotation, biological process: lipid metabolic process. The record is from RefSeq and is a predicted model, not a curated record. The transcript is spliced from 2 exons.
UUGCCGCCUUUACUGCACCAUUGGCUGUAACUUAUUGCGGCUCAAGGACGUGGGGCAGAUACCACUGCAUCUGAAAAGUCAUGAAGUCAUCACGAUCUUCGGAGUUGAUGUCAACCCCGAGCAUGAAUAAGCAAACCCCCCACAUCACUCCAGCAUAUAAACCGAACACCAACCUUCGAACGAGAUCAUCGGAAUUUUGACUCCAAGAUAUCUGUUCAAAGCGGCCCCGACAAUGUCAGAUCCACCCAAGCCUCUCCACGACAAUGUGUCACGCACCAAAUCCAGCUCCCCACUAGGACGAGCCGUCUUCAUCGGCCUCCGCGCCGCCGACGUCUGGUGGCAGUACAGCUUGUUCAGCCAGGGCUGGGCCUCCCAGCUCAUAACCAAGCUGGGUGGCUCUCCCGUCGUGGCCGGCAACGUUUGGGCCACUCCCAGCAGCAGCCUUCACAUCUACUACCACCUCGUCAGCUUCCUCUCCCUGGGCAGCAGCAUCAAGCAGAUCGCCGCCAUGCUGUUCGUCUCCGAGCAGGAAACCCCCGUCGGCUCCGCCGCCCUGAUCGCCUUCUUCAACACGGCUUUCAAUACAAUUAACACCCUCCUCGCCAUCUGGUCGCGCACCUCCCAAGCCCCAGCCUCCACCAACAAAACGCUACUGGACUUCAUCCUAGCGAACCCCACCGUAACCAUUGGCUUCAGCGCCUACCUCAUCGGGAUAUUGACAGAGGCGGUCUCCGAGUUCCAGCGUCGCGCCUUCAAGAAAGACCCCGCCAACAAAGGCAAGCCCUACGGCGGGGGUUUGUUCUCGCUGGCGACCAAUAUCAACUAUGGGGGGUAUACCGUCUGGCGGGCGGGGUAUGCGAUGGUGACGGGCGGCUGGCCGUGGGCGGCGACGACCUUCGGGUUCUUCUUCUGGGAUUUCGCGGUCAGGGGCGUGCCGGUGUUGGAUGACUAUCUGGUCGGUCGGUAUGGGCAGGCUUAUGAGGACAUCAAGGCGCGGGUGAAGUAUCGGUUGAUUCCUUGGGUGUAUUAGAUGUCUCUGCAAUUUUUUGGAGUGCAGGUGGUAGCUGGAAGCUUGGCACGACGGAUGAAAGGUAAUGUGUGGUGAUGCUGCCAGCUUGGUAGAUUUUACUGUCAAGCGAACUGGAGACGGCAGGCUUGAGGACUCCUGUAAUAGGUUUUAAUGAACUUUAGCGUUUCCCGAAAGUACAGAGUACCAGAUGCUUCUGUUAUGUUGUGUGGUGAGUACCUACUUAUCGGUAUCCAGUGGUACCGAAAACGGCUCUAAAAUGUAAGACGAAUGUUCUUCGGGAAUACUUUGUCAUUCGCGAUGGAGAUGAUCCAUAAUAUUAGGGCAAUUCUCCUCCUGUUCUUUUGUUUUUGUCCUUUCAGCUUCCUGUUAUAAGUCAGAGACAAGUGAGCAGAUGACAAGCCUCGAACUCGGACUAUUAUCCUCUCUGAGAAGUCUGGGUGUUAUGGCAGAGGCAAAUUCAAUUCCCUAGGACGUG